Manis javanica (Malayan pangolin) is the source of this 517-nucleotide messenger RNA. The record is from RefSeq and is a predicted model, not a curated record. NCBI's taxonomy places the organism in Eukaryota, Metazoa, Chordata, Mammalia, Pholidota, Manidae.
GCUGCUGACAUGACGAAAGUGGAAAAAAGCACGAACAAGGCCAUUGAGUGGAUGAAUAACAAGCUGAAUCUGCAGAACAAGCAGAGCCUGACCGUGGAGCCAGUUGUCAAGGCAAGAGAUAUAGAAGCUAAAAUUAAGGAGCUGACAUAUAUCUGUAGCCCUAUAAUUUCAAAGCCAAAACCCAAAGUGGAACCUCCAAAAGAGGAGCACAAAAAUGCAGAGCAGAGUGGACCCGUGGGUGGACAGGGAGACAGCCCAGGCCCUCGGACUGCGGGGCAGGGCGCAGACGCAGCGGUGCCUUCAGAUCUAGCAAGAAGCUUCCUGAAAUGGACAUUGAUUGAUUCCAGCAAUUGUUUAUAUUAAAACAGACUAUUAUAAAGCUUUAAGUUGUCAACUUUGUUCUAAAUAUCAACUAGAGCAAUCAAAUACUGGAGAUUUCUUAGUCAGUUUUUAGGGGGCUUGGGAGGAGGGGAUCUAUAGAUAAUGUAUGGAACAUUUUGACUUCUAGAUAGCUAGA